ACAUCUUUAAAAAAAUAAAAUAAAGGCGGAACUACUCGUGAUUGCGCACAUUUUGAGGGGACUCCUUGUUGUGUCGCACUGAAACCGGAAGUUGUUGGUACAUUGCUGCAAAAAAUGUCCUAGCUAAGCCAAAUGAAUGGAUGUUCUGCUGCACUGAGGUGCCUUUGCUCGCGACUCUCCAAGAUGACAUGAACCUUUAAACUCCUGACUCAACUCUGCCGCUUCCGUCUUCCACGGUUUCCGCCUCUGCAGGUUAGGGUACCAUGGCUACAAGGAUGAAGCUGAAGCUGAAGACUGUGUUUGUGCUCUACUUCAUGGUUUCGCUCAUGGGCCUCAUCUAUGCACUGAUGCAGCUGGGUCAGCGCUGCGACUGCACAGAGCAUGACAUGCCUAAAGAUCGUACAAUAUCUCGGCUGCGGGGGGAGCUGCACCGCCUUCAGGAGGAGGUGAGGAGGUCUGAGGCGACCAAGCAACCACAGAAACAGCCAGCCAAGCCCACAAUCUUUGUCAUCACGCCGACAUAUGCAAGGCUGGUGCAGAAGGCGGAGCUGACUCGCAUGUCCCAGACCUUCCUCCAUGUCCCUCAGCUUCACUGGAUCGUGGUGGAGGACUCGCCACACAAGACGCCACUGGUGACUGACCUCCUGGUGAAGAGUGGCCUGACCUACACACACCUACACAUGCCCACCGCCAAGGACCGCAAGCUGCAGGAGAACGACCCCAGCUGGCUGAAGCCUCGUGGAGUUGAGCAGAGGAACGAGGGUCUACGGUGGCUCAGAGAGGACAGAAGGGCUCAGCCAGGAGGAGACAACCAGCAGGGUGUAGUUUACUUUGCUGACGACGACAACACAUACAGCCUGCAGAUAUUUGAAGAGAUGAGGAGUACCCAGCGAGUGUCGGUGUGGCCGGUGGGGCUGGUUGGAGGGAUGAAAUAUGAGAGGCCUGUGGUUGAAGGGGGAAAGGUGGUUCGCUUCCAUACCGGCUGGCGUCCCAGCCGCCCCUUCCCCAUGGACAUGGCUGGCUUUGCUGUGUCCCUCAAACUGGUCCUGGCCAAUCCAGAUGCUUGUUUUGACGGAGAAGCACCAAUGGGCUUUCUGGAGAGCAGCUUCCUUCAAGGACUGGUUACCAUGGAUGAACUUGAGCCUAAAGCAGACAACUGCUCAAAAGUGCUGGUGUGGCACACUCGCACAGAGAAGCCCAAGAUGAAGAGAGAAGAGGCUCUGCAGGCUCAGGGACUGGGCUCAGACCCUGCAGUGGAGGUCUGAGGGACACACACAUUCACACUCUCAAACACACACACACACACACACACACACACACACACACACACACACACACACACACACAUUGUAAAGCGUACUCUGCUGUUUAAUGCUGCAUAUUUAACUCUGCGUUGUAAAUACUGUAAAACAGAAAAAGUAUCUGUUAGAGGUCACAUUUCAAGUUAUCUGGUUAUGACUGUGUUCUUGUGUCGGGUAGUAAAUGUGUGUAAAUAUUGGGUGAAUGUGUGUGCCGUUACAACAGUGUAUGUUAGCAUAUGUAUCAGGCUUUGUUUUGUUUGGCCGGCAGUACAGUGGAGGACAACUGCAGUUUAAAGAAUUGCCUGUAGGGGGCACCAGUGUUAAUCUUUGCAAAGCCAUGCUGUUCCACCACUAACACAUUCCUACUUAGAGCUGGAGGAACGCAGAAUCUUAUAACAGAUGUGUGAAGGGUUUUCCAUGUUGAACCCUGAAGUGUAACUCAUUUCUGAUGGUACGCAGAUAUUUAAUGGCUGAGCGACACCAGGUUUCAGGCUCCAAACGUCUCGAUACAGUUGCAAGUGAGCACUUUAUCCAUGCAUGGCUUCCUUUUUAGUGUCCGUAAAUACGUAUCAGCCAUAUAGAUGUGUUUUUUUUUCUCACAUCAUCAUUAUAGGCAUGAUAAUAAUCCUUUCAAAUCCAAAAUGUCUGCAUUUGCUAUCAAUUGUGGAGCAAAUGUGCAUUUUUUUUGACAGUUAACAAAACUCAUAACAUUAAAAAAAAAGCCACAACACACACAAAUGAAUUAAGAAAUAUGCUAAAUAUUUGUUGCCUUGUAUUUAUUAUUCUCUCAUGCAGCUGUGUUACACACACAAGUGGUGCAACUCAGCAACACAGACAACAACAAAUCCAGAUGGUGGUUCCACACCCAGAGAAGCUUCAGUGUUAAAACAACAGCAGUUUGUCCUAGUCAGCAUUUUUUAUAUGUAUAUUUUAGUGAUGCUUUUUUAAAAAAACUUACAGCUUGUGGAAUCCACGUAGAAGUCCCGAAUAAGGGAGCAGCACUACUGAAACUCAUAGAAAUCACUAAUGCAAUAAACAAAAACAAAGUACGCCGUCCGCACUACACAUUCAUACUCUGAUGACAAGAAAAAGACAGUAACAGAGCUUCAAUAGUAUAUUUGUAGGAAAAAAAAACUUCAAAUAUAUAUUGAACUACUAUCUGUGCUUGGUUAUCUUCCACGACUUCCUCACAAAUUGGAAGAAUAAAGAGCAAAACAACGUUAUAGCCAGAACAAGUCCUCAGUUACUGUUGUUUGAUACUGUAAAACAAGCUAGUGCCUGCUUCUGUGUAAUUAGUGCCUGUAAGUCAAUUCUCUACUGGUGUAUUAUGUAUUUAUUACUGUAAUAUUGUUCUUUACAUUGUACAAUGUGAUCAUGUCUGUCCUGAGCCUUGGAAAUAAACCUAGAUGAUGUAAAACAUG
This is a messenger RNA of Centropristis striata (black sea bass), 2722 nucleotides long. It is a transcript of the gene b3gat3, whose product is annotated as beta-1,3-glucuronyltransferase 3 (glucuronosyltransferase I). The record is from RefSeq and is a predicted model, not a curated record. Gene Ontology annotation, biological process: carbohydrate metabolic process; chondroitin sulfate proteoglycan biosynthetic process. Gene Ontology annotation, cellular component: Golgi membrane. Gene Ontology annotation, molecular function: galactosylgalactosylxylosylprotein 3-beta-glucuronosyltransferase activity. Bases 264 to 1265 code for a protein of 333 amino acids. The transcript has 8 exons. NCBI's taxonomy places the organism in Eukaryota, Metazoa, Chordata, Actinopteri, Perciformes, Serranidae.